AAUGAUAAAACAACACGCGAGCUACUGCCGGCUAAAUAUGGACAUGCGCACACGACUUCACUCUCUUUGCCACGUUGAAUCGUUUACAGUCAGACACAUAUCGAAAGGAUCUCUCCCCUAUACAAUAUGUUUGUGAAAUUACUACUUUUAUGCGCAUUUGGCGCUGUUUUUGCAGAUAUUACAGAGGAAAAGGGGGUCUUGGUGCUGACAACGGAUAAUUUUGAUGGUGCAGUUGCCGACAACAAAUAUAUUUUGGUUGAAUUCUAUGCUCCGUGGUGUGGACAUUGUAAAGCUCUUGCUCCAGAAUAUGAAAAAGCAGCUCAGACUUUAGCUGAUGAGAAAUCUGAAGUCAAACUUGGCAAAGUUGAUGCCACAGAGCAGCAAAGUCUGGCAGAAAAGUUUGAGGUUCGUGGCUACCCAACGAUUAAGUUCUUCAGGGACGGCAAGCCAGUGGAAUACGGAGGUGGUAGACAGGCUGCUGAUAUUGUCAACUGGUUGAAGAAGAAGACUGGACCUCCAUGCACAACGCUUGCUGAUGUUGAUGCUGCCAAGAAGUUCAUUGAAAAAGAUGAUGUUGUGGUUUUGGGAUUCUUCAAGGAUGUGGCAUCAGUUGAUGCCAAGGCCUUUGAGGAGGCUGCUGCUGGUAUUGAUGACAUUCCAUUUGGUAUUACCUCAAAUGCUGAUCUCUUUAAAGAGUAUGAAGUGGAAUCUGAUGGCAUUGUUCUGUUCAAGAAGUUUGAUGAAGGACGUAACAACUUUGAGGGAUCAGUAACAGCUGAUGCUGUUUCUAAGUUUGUGCAGAGCAAUCGAUUGCCAAUGGUUGUUGAAUUCACACAAGAGAGCGCCCAGAAGAUAUUUGGAGGAGAAGUGAAGAACCACAUUCUGCUCUUCAUUAAGAAGAGUGACAAAGACUUCGAUGACAAACUUGCUGACUUCAAAGAGGCAGCCAAAAACUUCAAGGGAGAGAUCCUUUUCAUCUACCUCGAUACCAGUGAUGAGGAUAAUGCCAGAAUCUUGGAAUUCUUUGGACUCAAGGCUGAAGAAUGCCCAGCUGUCCGUCUCAUCACCUUAGGAGAGGACAUGACAAAAUACAAGCCAGAGAAAGACGAUCUAUCCACAGAGGCUGUCAGAUCCUUUGUACAGGACUUUAAGGAUGGAAAACUCAAGCCACACCUUAUGAGUGAAGAUGUUUCAGCAGAUUGGGAUUCUAAACCAGUGAAAGUUUUAGUCGGAAAAAAUUUUGUUGAAGUAGCUUUAGAUGAAAAGAAGGAUGUCUUUGUUGAAUUUUAUGCCCCUUGGUGUGGACAUUGUAAACAGUUGGCCCCUAUUUGGGAUGAACUUGCAGAAAAAUUCAAGGACAGAGAUGACCUUGUUAUUGCCAAAAUGGAUUCUACAGCCAAUGAAGUAGAGCAGGUCAAAGUUCAGAGCUUCCCUACCCUUAAAUUCUUCCCUAAAGGCAGCCAACAAAUAGUUGAUUACAAUGGGGAGAGAACUCUUGAUGCUCUCACCAAAUUUGUAGAAAGUGGUGGAAAAGAAGGUGCUGGUGAGCCUGAUGAGCCUGAAGAGGAAGAGGAGGAGGAGGAGGAAGAAGAAGAAGAAAAGGAUAAAGUUAAGGAAGAAUUGUAAAGACUAUAUUCUGUGACUGUAGGAUCUCAUUGAGAGGAAAAGUUGAAUAUUCCAAGUUCUCAGCUGUUUUGUCACUUUCAUAAGUCAUGCAAAAACGAUAUUGUUAAUUUAAAAUGCCUGAAAUAUAUAAUGGCCAAGGCUUUUCUCUCAUCAAAAGUGCUUUGAAUAUGUUUGAAACUGCUAAGAAGUGCCUUUAAGGCAUGUGAAAUUGGGGAAGGGCAUUUUUCUCAGCUCUGGAUCAUUGAAUUGUUGCAGAUGUAUUUAUUAAGGCAGCUUUGCACUUGAUGACACUGUCACUAGUCAAGGAUCAGCAUAAACAGAGUUUGUUUGAAAGAUGGCAUUUUUUUGCUGAUUGAUUCAUUCCAAUUAUUUAUUUUAUGUCCAAUUGAAUCAUGUUUAGAAUGUUACUUUUUUUUAGUAGCCUUGAAUUUUAAGUUUAUUACAAACCUCAAAAUAAUCUUCCACAUAUUAGAUAGUAAAAUCAAUGAGGGAGAGAUGUAUAUUUUCUUCCAAAAUCAAAUAACUCAUUUGGGAUUCAAUAUGUGUGUGUGACUGUGUGUAUGUUUACCUUUUUUGGUGGUAAUUGAUGGAGAUGUUAUGUAUGAUGUUGAAAAAUUUGGUGCUGUUUAGACAAGAAAAUAUUCAAAAGUACCAGUAUGUUUGUUAUAAAUGCUCAUGUACUAUUGUGUUGUGUACAUGUUAAUGAUAAUUAUUUUCGAUUUUGAAUGUAGGUAAUAAAACAAAAAAUGUACAAAUUAAAA
Messenger RNA from Ostrea edulis (European flat oyster), 2387 nucleotides. Its product is annotated as protein disulfide-isomerase-like. Gene Ontology annotation, molecular function: protein disulfide isomerase activity. Lineage: Eukaryota; Metazoa; Mollusca; Bivalvia; Ostreida; Ostreidae. The record is from RefSeq and is a predicted model, not a curated record. Gene Ontology annotation, biological process: protein folding; response to endoplasmic reticulum stress. The coding region runs from base 127 to 1626 and encodes 499 amino acids. The transcript is spliced from 10 exons. Gene Ontology annotation, cellular component: endoplasmic reticulum.